Phytophthora nicotianae INRA-310 is the source of this 828-nucleotide messenger RNA. RefSeq lists its product as hypothetical. Lineage: Eukaryota; Oomycota; Peronosporomycetes; Peronosporales; Peronosporaceae. The transcript has a single exon. The record is from RefSeq and is a predicted model, not a curated record. Bases 1 to 828 code for a protein of 275 amino acids.
AUGAUUUCGUCCCGUGCCACCAAGUUCCAACCCCACCCCGCCAUUUUUGUACGGAUCUACGCGAUCGAGUUUGGCGCUCGUGGUCUGUCCGUCCUCCCUUUUCAACGAAAGGAUUUCGCGGCGCGUCGGGAGUGGUACACCAAAUCAUCGGUGAAUCUGAACAACUUCACACCGUCCGUUCAUCUACCGAAAGCGGAGAGGCCCCGGUCAAUCGCCGAUGUCUCGAGCGCUCUUACAGUUCUCCACGUGUUCACCGAGAAAUUCUUCGAUCAGUCCACACGCCGUCUCGUAGGUGCAGCUCGCGAGUUUGACGAGAAUCUCUGCAGUUUCUGCCAGUCGGCAGCCCAGGACGUUGAAUCACUUGUCUUCUGGUUUGAUCGUGUUUUUGAGGAUUAUCGUACCGCUGCAGUAUCAGAUGCGAGGACUGGCGCGUCCUCCCGCACGGAAGUGAAGCUCACGCUCUCCUUUCGCGACCCGGAAUUACAAAGCGUCGUAUACGUCAUCCAGUCCGAGCGUGUCCUCUCGCUGACACUAUCUCAACGACCGCGCCCAGCAAAUGAUACGUUACAUCUUGCCAACGGCAACCGCCGCCACGAGCCGGCUCGAGCCGCGAGAAAAACUCCGAGCGACGUCAUUGAAGCGCUUCCUAAGAAGGACGGACUCUCGGUCUGCAUGAAGUAUCUCUCACGCAGAGGAUGCAGCUCCCGGUCGGACGAACAUUGUGCGUUUCCAAACCACGUGCACUUCAUACCGGCUUCGCUGGACCCGGUGGUACGCAAUCACAUCCAGCACAACAUGGGCGAUCUGCGCCGUGAACUCACUCAAUGA